This is a messenger RNA of Bradysia coprophila, 928 nucleotides long. Its product is annotated as L-xylulose reductase. Gene Ontology annotation, biological process: glucose metabolic process; xylulose metabolic process. The record is from RefSeq and is a predicted model, not a curated record. Lineage: Eukaryota; Metazoa; Arthropoda; Insecta; Diptera; Sciaridae. Gene Ontology annotation, molecular function: carbonyl reductase (NADPH) activity; L-xylulose reductase (NADPH) activity.
GUAUUGACUUUCAUUCAUAUCUCUGUGUGUCAGUAAACAUUUCACAUUACGAAACCUCUCCAAAAAAACAAUUAAUUAACAGAGGUGACCUUAAUCAGAUUAAGUAGAUUUGUCGUUGUCGUAAGUUUACUCAAAAUUGGACUGCAGAAUGAACAUCAAUUUUAAUAACAAAACUAUUGUUGUUACCGGAGCUGGGCAAGGUAUAGGUAACGAGCUGUGCAAAAGAUUGUACCAACAUGGUGCCAAGAUUUAUGCCUUUUCGCGGUCGAAAGGUCCAUUGGAUGAGCUGAAAAAGGAGUGUCCCAAUGUAAAUGUUUGUACCGUCGAUCUCGGUAAUUGGAACGACACCAUCGAAGCUCUGAAAGUUCUUGAUGGAAUCGAAAUCGAUGGAUUGGUGAAUAAUGCAGGUGUAGCAAUUAUAAAGCCAUUUUUGGAAUUAACGGAAAAGGACUUUGAUGAUCAGUUCAACGUGAACUUCAAGGCAGUGUUUAACGUAACCCAACAAAUUGUACCACGACUCAAAUCCGGCGCCAGUAUUGUGAACGUUUCGUCACUUGCUGGCAAGAUUGGAAUCGACGGUCAUAGUGUUUACUCCGCCACAAAGGCUGCAUUAGAUUCCCUAACCCAAAGUUUGGCAUUGGAACUGGGACCACGAAACAUUCGAGUCAACAGUGUCAAUCCCACUGUUAUUUUGACAAAAAUGGGACGCGCAAACUGGAGUGAUCCGGCCAAAAGUGAACCGCUACUGAAAAACAUACCGUUACAUCGGUUCGGAGAGGUCUUCGAAGUUGUUGAUGCGAUUGUAUAUUUUUUGAGUGAAAGAUCGAGUUUUGUUAACGGUCAUGCGCUGCCUCUGGAAGGAGGGUAUUUGGCUUGUUAAAGUCUUUUUUACUCAACGGAAAUAAAUGAUUGCAGUCACGUUACAAGA